Stegodyphus dumicola is the source of this 442-nucleotide messenger RNA. RefSeq lists its product as uncharacterized. The record is from RefSeq and is a predicted model, not a curated record. NCBI's taxonomy places the organism in Eukaryota, Metazoa, Arthropoda, Arachnida, Araneae, Eresidae.
UCCUAAGGAAACACAAGGUCUUGUACUAAAUAAUUCGAAACCUAAACUUCAGAAAUGAAAUCUACUGCUACAGCCGUUCUUGCAGUCGUGUGCUUGAUCGCCAUCUUGACCUAUGCAUCUGGCAAUCCUACCCCAGAAGAAGAGGCGAGACACCAUCAUCAUGACCAUCAUCACGAUCAUCAUGACCAUCAUCACGAUCAUCAUGACCAUCAUCACCACGAUCACCAUGGCCAUCAUGAUCAUCACCACCAUGAUCAUCACGAUCACCACCAUCAUGGGCAUCAUCAUCACCAUGGCCACCAUCACUAGAAGCAAGAGGAAAAGUUGUCACAGAGUGAUGAUCUUCACAGCAAAACAUGGAAUUCAAAAUUUAUGUGCGAUAGAAUUGAUCUGUGAUGAUUUAAUAAAAUAAGAGAUACAGCAAUUAAGCUCUUUAUUUCAC